UCACAUCCUCUUGUCUCAUGCACUCCCGAGGGUUGCGUUGGUUGACGAGUGCCGGCAAAAAGUGGAUCUGCUGCAGCUGCCCCUGAUCUCGCGGGUAGGGCAGGCCGCCUCCAUUAUCCUCUUGCAGAGCUGGCUUCAGCGACUCCAGCAUGCUCGCUAGCUUGGCCAAGACUUGAAGGCACCGGUGGACUCAUGCCGUCUUCACCUCUAUAGCCAUGAAGCCCCAACAUGCGGUGGAAACUCUCCUAAGGGCGCUGGGGAGAAGAGAGAGUUCCCGAGUUCCCGGCAACCACAGGCCGAGGAAGGUUUCUGAGCCUCACAGCUUCAAAGAGAAGGCCUUUAAGAAGAAGAAAAAGGCUUGUGUUGUAUGCAAGGAAUCCAUCCAGGCCCAGGGGCUCGUCUGUAAAGUGUGCAAAGUGGCAAGCCACAAAAAAUGUGAAGCCAAGGUGCCAUCCCCAUGCCAGCCCCUCCCGCCGCCUGAACUGAGGCGGAAUACAGCCCCAGUCCGGCGCAUUGAGCACUUGGGCUCUACGAAGUCCCUCAAUACUGCAAAGCAACGGAAUACACUGCCCCGGAGUUUCAGCUUGGAUCACGUAAUGGAGCGCAAGUAUGACUUUGACCUCAUCUACAUCACUGAGCGCAUCAUCUCUGUCUUCUUUCCCCCUGGCUUGGAGGAGCAGCGUUACCGGGGCAACCUCCGGGAGGUGGCCCAGAUGCUUAAAUCCAAGCACGAGGACAAGUAUAUGCUUCUCAACCUGUCAGAGAAACGGCAUGACAUCAUCAGACUGAACCCCAAGGUGCAAGAUUUUGGCUGGCCAGACCUUCAUGCUCCACCGCUGGACAAGAUCUGCUCCAUCUGCAAAGCCAUGGAGACCUGGCUACACUCUGACCCCCAGCAUGUGGUCGUCCUUCACUGCAAGGGGAACAAGGGCAAGACGGGCGUCAUCGUAGCAGCCUACAUGCACUACAGCAAAAUCUCUGCAAGUGCAGACCAGGCCCUCAGCACAUUGACUAUGCGCAAGUUCUGUGAGGACAAGGUGGCGGCAUCUUUGCAGCCCUCCCAGAAGAGGUACAUCCAGUAUUUCAGCGGGCUCCUCUCAGGCACAAUCAAGAUGAACAGCAACACGCUCUUUCUGCAUCAUGUCCUGCUUCCUGCUAUUCCAACCUUUGAGGCUGGAGGAGGUUACCAGCCUUUCCUGAAGAUUUACCAAUCCAUGCAGCUGGUCUACACCUCUGGAAUCUACAGCCUCCAUGGUUCAGGUGGGACUCAGAAGAUCUGCAUCACCCUGGAGCCAGCCUUACUUUUGAAGGGAGAUGUCAUGGUGAAAUGCUACCAUAAGCAACUCCAAGGAGCUGAGCGGGAUGUUGUUUUCCGUGUCCAAUUCCACACUUGCACCAUCCACACCACCCAACUUUGGUUCAGCAAAGAUGAGCUGGAUGAAGCCUGGAGAGAUGAACGCUUCCCCUUCGAAGCAAGCGUGGAAUUUGUCUUCUCCUCCAGCCCAGAGAAAAUCAAAGGCCGGGAGACUUACAGAAACAAUGCUGCCAUUGCCGUGGACUACAGUAUCUCUGAUCCUGUAGUGCGCUGGGACUCCUAUGAGAACUUCAACGUACAUCACGAGGAUAGCCUGGAAGAUGUAUUGCACACGCGGGGCCCUCUUGAUGGAAGUCUUUAUGCCAGGAUCAAGAAGAAAGGAGAGUUGAGUAAUUGCUCCUCCACCAAUGGCAGCCCCAGCAGUCCUGAGUCCCCUCCACAACAAGGCGGGCGCCUAUUGUCCAUCAGCAGUGACUCAGGGCACUCCUCCAUGCUGACGGAGAAGGCCGAUGAUAGCACGCCGCCUUCCAGGCCACAGCCUACGGCUGCUGAGAAGGAAGAACUGGACAGGCUCUUGGGUGGAUUUGGUGUCCAGCCUCGGCAGCCAAGUGAAGGGAGUAUCUCUCAUAAUGUUUCCCCUUCUUCCAUGAAAGAGAGAGAAACUGCCAUCUUGGAAGAUGAGCUUUCAGACAUAAGCCAGCCCGGAAUUCCUUAUUCAUACCAAACCCAGCGUUCAAGCCUGGCCCGCCAUUGUUCCUGUCGCCUCGGUUACCGCUCCCACAGCCCUGAGCGGCCUCCCAAUGUGGCCUAUUGUAGACCUGAUGGGACUUUGGAACGGCGACAGCCAGUCUAUAAUGGUGGGCACACCCAUCCGCAUCCUGAAGGUUAUGAGGAAAAACGGCGGGUGUUUCGCUCCUUUUCUGAGGGCAUUCAGCCCCACUCCUACCCCUUUAGCCAUGAAUCACUGCCCCCUCACAAUCCCAUGAGGAGGGAGCAUGAGGAGCUGCUGAUCCUGGAGGACCCCCCGACUUUCUUAUGUCCAUGUCAAGAUUGCCAAAAAGCAGCUCAUGAGGAGACAAGGCUGCCCAUGGCUUCUUUCUACAACCUACGUCUAGAUCGGGAACCGGAUCUAUGGGGAGUGGAGAAUGCAAGGCCGUCUCUGCUUCAUCAUCCCCUCCACCGGGGGGGACAGCCUGUGCCUCUUCUAAUGCCAGCUGCCUAUGGGCACCACCAUGUGCCUCAUGGGCAACAUCACACUUUGAACUGUGAGCCCAAGAUGAUGGCAGCGCACUUAGGCCAUGGUUACCCAACCCACCAGAGGCCAAAUCUGGCAGAAGAGAAUGCUGAGACAUUUGCUUACAAUCGCUAUGGCCCUGCCUACCCUCCGGUCGCAUCCUAUGUCUACGGCAGAGCCCCAGUCAAGCCUUGCAUCUCUCCUUAUGGCUCAGGGUAUUCGGGGUCUCCCCACUCUGGUUCUGUUUCGCCAACCAGUCCACUGUAUCCACCAGUCAGGAAGCAUGGCUAUGAGACUCCCGAAAACAGUGACGGAUACCUGCUACCAGGAGCCAGCACAGAGAAGUCAUGUGAGCUGCAAGACUGCAGGGAGGCCGUGCCCUGGCAAGAUGCUCCUGGCUCUUUGCAGCCGCAUCGGCAAGAGGUCCGAGUGGCUUGCACAGAUGCGUCUGGCUCUCCUAUGCCCGUGCACACCAGCAGCCCUGUGUUCGCCACAGACAGCUCAGGAACUCGUGAGCAUAGCAACAAGAUAGCCAACUCUCCUGAAAACCUGCUCCAUUCAAGCCCUGAAGGUCUGGCUUCUCCCGGCUGGAAAAGAGGCCCAGAGAAGAGGACUUCACCAAGCAGUCCCGCACAGACUCUGUCCCCCAUGCAAGCUUUCACCCACCUCCCCUCUGUCAGGCCGCAAGCUAAUGGAACAGCUCAGAGGCUGGGCCUCCAGAUCCCGCAGGCCUACUCCCGAGCCCACGGCCCUUCCAGCCCAGCCCACCCCACCCCUUCACCCACAGCCAAGCAGGGCAUCUUGUCAGAGGGCCAAGCACACCACAACGGUUCGGAUGUUUCAAGCCCCCGUUCCCCAGCAGCCCCCCGUGAGUUGCCUGCUGAAGAUCCCUUACAACGUCCGCUAGGGCCGGUGGUGGAAAGACCGGUUCAGAGGAGCAGCUCAGCCGUUUCCUCCUGCCACGCCCAGCCCCCUCCGGGCUGCAGGACUGUGUCCAGUGCUCCGGCUUCGCCUCAGAUGCCAGUGGUCUAUAAUGGGCAUUUGCACAGCGAGAGGCCUGAAUCGGAUAGGAGCGCCUUUCUUCAUUGCCCCAACAGCAGCCCCUCUCUGGGGCCCUGCGCCAUCAGCGUCCAGUCACCAGCCCCAGGUUAUGGUUUUGCUGACAUGCAAGGCUCACCAACCCCGGCCUUUCCCAUCGCAACAGCCUACUACACCGGGGCCGAGAGCAGCUGCUCCAGCUGGGAGCAGCUCUGUGAGCCUCUGCAACCUCCACUGCCCGAGAAGCAUCACGUCCUGGCCACCAGGCACUGGGAGAGGAGCUCCCCGCCUGGCCGUAGCCCCGGCUCUGCUCACCACGUCACCUUUGCGCCUGGAGUCCCUGAUGGCAGCCCUCCAGGAUUAGACCCACCACAGCAGGAGAACCAAGUUAGUGUCAAGUUUGUCCAAGACACAUCCAAGUUCUGGUACAAGCCUCAUUUAUCUCGGGACCAAGCUAUUGCCCUCCUAAAAGACAAGGAGCCCGGCACCUUCCUCAUUCGGGACAGCAACUCCUUCCAGGGAGCUUAUGGACUAGCGCUGAAAGUGGCAACACCUCCACCCAACAGCAUCAACCACUCAACCAAAGGAGAUCCCGCUGAGCAACUGGUGCGCCACUUCCUGAUUGAGACAGGACCCAAGGGAGUGAAGAUCAAGGGCUGUAACAAUGAGCCCCAUUUUGGCAGUUUGCCAGCCCUGGUGUCUCAGCAUUCCAUUACCCCCAUCUCCUUGCCUUGUCGUCUCCGCAUCCCAAGCAAAGACCUUGUAGAGGUGACCCCAGAGACGGCUGUUCCCACUAACAUGAGCACGGCUGCUGAUUUGUUAAAGCAGGGAGCAGCCUGCAGUGUGCUUUACCUGAGCUCUGUGGAAACGGAGUCCUUGACGGGCCCGCAGGCUGUGGCCAAGGCCACCACCAGCACGCUCAGCACCCCUCCCCGUCCUUCCGCGUGCAUUGUGCACUUCAAGGUGUCAGCUCAGGGCAUCACGCUCACCGACAGCCAGAGAAAGCUGUUUUUCCGACGUCAUUAUCCCGUCAACAGUGUCACGUUCUGCAGCACAGACCCUCAGGACCGCAGAUGGGCUAACCCAGACGGCACCACCUCCAAGAUCUUUGGCUUUGUGGCCAAGAAACAGGGCAGCCCUUGCGAGAAUGUCUGCCACCUCUUUGCUGAGCUAGACCCCGAGCAACCUGCAUCGGCCAUUGUCAAUUUCAUCACCAAGGUUAUGCUGGGGGCACAUCGGAGAUGAAGACUGAUCGGAGGAGUCUCUCCCACUUGGCACCACCUCCUCCUCUUCCUCUUGGCCCCUGCUUUCUAUCACCCACAAUCCCUUGUAAUGGGGCAACUGGACAGGCCUAGAUGGAGUCACUUGUAGACGUUUCCUAUUUCCUUCCCUGCUUCUCUCCCUCAUCCCACCUUUUCAGUCACUGCAAAAAGGAGGAGCAUAGAGGAGUGAAAACACCAAGGCUUCAUCCACUUCACCCUGCCUUAGAAGCACAGGUUACACACUUCUAACACUUCCCGCCGUAGCAGAUAAAGCACCCAAUGAGUGAGAACUCGGGAGAGGGCUGCUGCUGCAUGGAUCCACUUGCUCAUUGUGCUACAAGCCUAGCCUGAGGGCUGUACGUGGUCCUUGAAACUAUUCAGAAGCAAUGGGCCAAGAGGGUUCUUUGGGCUUGGCCGUGCCUGUUUUGAACUCGAUGGCUCUGAAACUUUGAGCUGACUUCCCAUCAUGGUCCUUCAAUGGAUACAAAUACCUUGGCCUUCUCAUGAGAAACUGUACGUCCCCUGUUCGGUACUUUCCAAAGCAGCAGCCAUGUUAGUCUGUCCCAACCAAAUGAAAAGGAAACAAUUGGAGGUGAAGACAGGGACAAAAUACUGUGGCUCUUUAAAGAUUUGUUUCAGGGUGAGUUUUCGUGGACAAAAAUCCAUUUUUUUCCAGGCACAUUCCUCCUCCUGAGGAGGAGAAUGCAACGAGAGAAGCAUUUUUAAUGUGUCUGAAGAAGUGGAUUUUGAUCCCCAAGAGCUCAAACUGAAACAAAUUUGUUCAUCUUUAAAGUCUAUGCUUGGAUGUGGUGGCACUGCGGGUUAAACCGCAGAAGCCUGUGUUGCAACAUCAGAAGACUAGCAGAGGCGUAAGAUUGAAUCCAUGCAACGGAGUGAGCUCCCGUUGCUUGUCCCAGCUCCUGCCAACCUAGCAGU
Pogona vitticeps (central bearded dragon) is the source of this 5785-nucleotide messenger RNA. The record is from RefSeq and is a predicted model, not a curated record. Lineage: Eukaryota; Metazoa; Chordata; Lepidosauria; Squamata; Agamidae.